AUGAAGAACAAAGCAGUGGUUGAAGACGAGGAUGGUCAUCUCGAAAUCCUCAAGGCGGUGGCGCAGGCCUGGCAGAGUCACACCGGUACUUCAAAGCCUGCAAGUGAAUUCGACGCCCAUCGCCGCAAUUGCAGAGCCAAUCCAUCUCGGUUCAAGCUUGAAGCGAUACGAAGCCGGUCUUCCGUCGCCGGCAUGAGGAGAUGGGACUUCGGACAGUCGCUGUGGGAUUCGUACGAGAUUGUGGCGGUUUCGAAGAAGCUGGAGGCGGGGUUGGUGCUCGACGGCGACGGGUUUCGAGAGGCUGAUGGCGGUGGGCGGAAUCAGAGGAAACAGCGAGAGAGUUGUAAUAGUUUGAGAAAUUUGUUCAAUAGAACUUCGAGGAGAUUCAAUUAG
Molecule: messenger RNA, 393 nt
Organism: Cucurbita maxima (winter squash)
Lineage: Eukaryota; Viridiplantae; Streptophyta; Magnoliopsida; Cucurbitales; Cucurbitaceae
Exons: 1
Coding region: 1-393 (130 amino acids)
Source: RefSeq, a predicted model, not a curated record